AUGGUCUCGUUCGUUGUCGUUCGAGUAUCCGAUGGUGAACCGAUUAGGAAACUGACGGAAGUGCUGAACGAUCUUGCUUUACCGUAUAACAUCUGCUCUGAGGAUAAUCUGAAAGUGCCGGGUGGACCAUCUUCUUCAUGUGAAAGCGAUGAGCCCAAAUCAGUGAGAGUAAUACAGGCUACCGGAACAGCUGAGGUUGUACCAAGUGGGAACGAGAUCAAUAUAGCGACACUACUUCAGCAUCACUCCAACAGCGACAUGGAUUCAAAAGCUUUCAACGAGUUGUGGAUGCAGCCGGGUGGAUCGCAGUGCAUGAUACAACCGGACGGUUCCUUAUCCGUAAGUCCAUUCCCGUUCUUCGGUUCUUCAAGACCUCGGGUACCUAACAACAUCAAACGUUAUCGUCGACAGAUAUGCAAGAUGUGUGGCUCAUCGAAUUUAGUGCCCUUCUUGCGUUCGAAAAUGGUUCAUGCUGCAACACAUUCGGAUUUUAAGAGGUACAAAUGUCCACAUUGUGACAAACGAGGCGUAUCUGUCGCAACAAUUACAUUGCACAUUAAAUCGCGGCACCCGGGUCAACCACAUAACGAGUACUUUGAUGAAAUUCCAAUGAACGAAGAGGAAUAUGUGAAGUUACUUCUUCUCACUGAAAAAUGUUUUGAUAAUCCAUAUAUGUAA
This is a messenger RNA of Necator americanus (New World hookworm), 678 nucleotides long. RefSeq lists its product as uncharacterized. The record is from RefSeq and is a predicted model, not a curated record. Lineage: Eukaryota; Metazoa; Nematoda; Chromadorea; Rhabditida; Ancylostomatidae. The coding region runs from base 1 to 678 and encodes 225 amino acids. The transcript is spliced from 8 exons.